GAGAAUAUGGGAGGUUGAAAAUCCGAAGAAACAAAAAAGUGUGUUUAAACCACGGACAAUGCAGGGUAAAAAAGUCAUACCCACUACAUGCACGUAUAGUAGAGAUGGAAACCUCAUAGCAGCUGCCUGCCAGAAUGGAAGCAUACAGAUCUGGGAUCGAAAUUUGACUGUUCAUCCUAAAUUUCACUAUAAACAGGCUCAUGACCCAGGCACAGACACUUCUUGUGUGGCUUUUUCCUAUGAUGGUAAUGUCCUUGCCUCUCGUGGAGGUGAUGACACAUUAAAAUUAUGGGACAUCCGACAAUUUAAUAAGCCACUUUUUUCAGCCUCAGGUCUUCCCACCAUGUUCCCAAUGACUGACUGCUGCUUCAGUCCAGAUGAUAAACUCAUAGUCACCGGCACUUCUGUUCAGAGAGGGUGUGGUAGCGGCAAACUUGUUUUCUUUGAACGGAGAACUUUCCAAAGGAUGUAUGAAAUAGACAUCACAGAUGCGAGUGUUGUCCGCUGCCUGUGGCAUCCAAAGCUGAACCAGAUCAUGGUUGGAACUGCGAACGGGUUGGCUAAAGUCUACUAUGACCCCAACAAGAGUCAGAGGGGAGCAAAAUUGUGUGUGGUUAAAACCCAGCGGAAAGCUAAACAAGCUGAGACUCUGACCCAAGACUACAUUAUCACUCCUCAUGCCUUGCCUAUGUUCCGUGAGCCCCGCCAACGGAGUACGAGGAAACAGCUGGAGAAGGACAGACUGGAUCCCCUCAAGUCCCACAAACCUGAACCUCCUGUAGCAGGCCCAGGUCGUGGUGGCAGAGUUGGAACCCAUGGGGGCACUCUAUCAUCCUACAUUGUGAAGAACAUUGCUUUGGAUAAGACAGAUGACAGUAAUCCCCGGGAAGCCAUUUUGCGUCAUGCCAAAGCAGCAGAAGAUAACCCAUAUUGGGUUUCUCCAGCAUAUUCCAAGACUCAGCCGAAAACCAUGUUUGCCCAAGUUGAAUCUGAUGAUGAUGAAGCAAAGAAUGAACCAGAAUGGAAAAAACGUAAAAUUUGAAGAAUCUCAUUUGAGAGCUGUUUGCAUGAGGGGGAGGGACAUGGAACAGUGUUUGUUUGUUUGUUUGUUCCCUUAAUGCUUGUAAAAUUAAAAAAUACAUUUA
Molecule: messenger RNA, 1145 nt
Organism: Fukomys damarensis (Damara mole-rat)
Lineage: Eukaryota; Metazoa; Chordata; Mammalia; Rodentia; Bathyergidae
Product: WD repeat-containing protein 70
Exons: 9
Coding region: 59-1042 (327 amino acids)
Biological process (GO): regulation of DNA double-strand break processing
Cellular component (GO): site of double-strand break; nucleus
Molecular function (GO): protein binding
Source: RefSeq, a predicted model, not a curated record